AGUCGUUCCAUUCCUAAAAAUUUCUUCUGGGAGAAGACGACUUCUGAUGAGAGAAUGCUGCGGGGAAGCAUCGUGAGGCCGAGUCCCACCUGAAGCCCAUCCUCCACUCAUCCCCCCCACCGGCUGUAACCUUCCCAUAAUGCACUGCCCCUGCAGAGGGAGGCUGAAGCUGCUGCUGGCGUCUCUGAGCUUCAUCAUCCUGCUCACCUGGCUCUACCUUCUUGCUGGAAACCUGGAGAAUGGUCGAUCCCUGCUCCUCUCUCCAUGUCUGCUGGAGUCCACGGAGGCACGUUUGCUUGAACGGGAGGAGCUCGAGUCCCGGGUUCGACAGGUGGAAGAAGAGAACCGGCAGAUCCGCUUGCAGCUCAGCCAAUCGCAGGGCCAGACGGAGGGUAACUACGGCAACCAGCAGUGGGUGGCAUCGGCUGAUACGGGAGCGGAGGACGUGGAGAACACGGCAGAGGAACGGGCCAAUCACAGCGACUGCAUCCGCUCUCCCACUGCUGAGAAGUGUGAGUUGAUUCACGUGGCAUGUGUGUGUGCGGGUCACAACGCCAGCCGAGACGUGGUCACCCUGGUCAAGUCCAUCCUGUUCCACAGGAGAAACCCGCUACAUUUUCACUUCAUCACAGACACAGUGGCCAAUCAGAUCCUUAGCACAUUGUUUCAGUCAUGGAUGGUGCCAUCGGUGCAGGUCAGCUUCUACGAUGCUGAUGAACUGAAGCCUGAGGUGUCAUGGAUACCCAACAAACACUAUUCAGGAAUUUAUGGCCUGAUGAAACUCACCCUCACCAAAGCGCUUCCCUCCGAUCUGUCUAAAGUCAUUGUGCUGGAUACGGACAUCACCUUCGCUACUGACAUUGCCGAAUUGUGGGCCAUCUUCAGGAAAUUCACAGCAAAACAGGUGAUUGGACUGGUGGAGAACCAGAGUGACUGGUACCUUGGAAACCUGUGGAAGAACCACAAACCCUGGCCUGCUCUGGGACGCGGGUUCAACACUGGGGUAAUCCUGCUGUAUCUGGAGAGGUUGAGGAGACUUGGCUGGGAGCAGAUGUGGAGGUUAACAGCAGAGAGAGAGUUGAUGAGCAUGCUCUCCACCUCCCUCGCUGAUCAGGAUAUAUUUAAUGCUAUCAUCAAACAGAACCCGAUUCUCGUGCACCAGCUGCCGUGUUUCUGGAACGUACAGUUAUCGGAUCAUACCCGGUCUGAGCAGUGCUACACUGAAGUGUCAGACCUAAAGGUGAUUCACUGGAAUUCUCCUAAAAAACUGAGAGUGAAAAACAAGCAUGUGGAAUUCUUCCGGAAUCUCUACCUGACCUUCCUGGAGUAUGACGGGAACCUCCUCCGGCGGGAACUGUUCGGGUGUCCGAGUCAGGCCAGCUCUGAGAGCACACGGCUUCAGAAAGCCCUGGAGGAGCUCGAUGAGGACGACCAGUGUUAUGACUUUCGCCGUGAGCGGAUCAUGGUCCACCGCGUUCACCUUUAUUUCCUGGAGUAUGAAUACGUGCCCACAGAGGACGACACAGACAUCACGCUGGUGGCUCAGCUCUCAAUGGACAGGUUGCAGAUGCUGGAGGCGAUAUGUAAACACUGGGAAGGACCGAUCAGUCUGGCUCUUUAUAUGUCGGACGCUGAGGCUCAGCAGUUUUUGCGCUAUGCCCAGGCCUCAGAGGUACUCAAAAACCGCAAGAACGUGGGGUACCACAUUGUCUACAAGGAGGGACAGUUCUACCCUGUUAACCUUGUCCGCAACGUGGCUCUUCGGAAUGCCAAAACUCCCUACGUCUUUCUGACUGACAUAGAUUUCCUCCCUAUGUAUGGUCUCUAUGAUUACCUCAGAAAAUCAAUUGUCCAGCUGGACAUGGCUAAUACCAAAAAGGCUCUGGUGGUUCCAGCCUUCGAGACGCUAAGAUAUCGCCUUUCAUUUCCCAAAUCCAAAGCUGAACUGCUGUCUAUGCUGGACAUGGGGACUCUCUACACCUUCAGGUACCAUGUUUGGACCAAGGGUCAUGCACCAACCAACUAUGCUAAAUGGAGGACGGCCACUACCCCAUACAAGGUGGAGUGGGAGGCUGAUUUUGAGCCCUACGUGGUGGUGAAACGAGACUGCCCUGAGUAUGACCAGAGGUUUGUGGGCUUUGGCUGGAACAAGGUCUCACACAUAAUGGAGCUUGAUGCACUGGAGUAUGACCUGAUGGUGUUACCUAACGCCUUUAUGAUCCACAUGCCCCAUGCUCCCAGCUUCGACAUCUCAAAGUUUCGUUCCAGUUCAAGUUACCGCUACUGCCUGACGACGCUAAAGGAAGAGUUCCACCAGGACCUCUCCCGGAAAUAUGGUGCUGCUGCUUUAAAGUACCUCACCGCUCAGAGGAACAUCUAAACAUGCACAUCAGGACACUAACGGGUCGGUCAAGGCCAUGCGCCGCUCUGAGACGAUGUCGGUGACCCUGAGGUGCGGCGAGGUACUAAACUGUCCUUCCAAAACCUGUAUCUGUACCGGAUCUGCCAGAGGCAGAGCGGAGACUGGAGCUUUAACCUCGAUUUCCACGUGCUCGUCACAUCGAGGAUCCAAACAGCGAUGUCAACACUGUAUUAAAGACUCAUCCGACCAAGCAUUUUACCUACUGGUUAGCGAUGCUUAUGUCUGCAGUAUGUGUAUUGAUGGACAUCUAGCUGACCAAGUUCUUGCUUAUUAGCAUAAAAGACAAAGAUUAUGAGCAAGGUUUUUGACAAUCAGGACUUUGACUCCACUAAGAGCAAAGUAAUCCAGUGGAACAGGUAGAGUUUAGCUGGGUGAAAGAAGGAUGGAGGAAAAGAUAAAGCCUUAUCACCCCUCACUAUUUAAAAUAUUGAUGUGUAUUUUUUCCCUUUUAAAAAUUAUGGUCCAUAAACUAUGGAACAAUAUGAACGUAUAGAAUAUAAUGUUUUAAUUACCAGAUUAUUGGAGGGGAAAAGGCACAUUAUAUUUUCAUUUCUAUAAACAGAGUACUGAGAGAGCGAACGCUUGAGAUACGUACUUGUCUAGUGGGGGUAAAUGUUUCUGUCAGGCGCGAUGGCUCGCCUGGACGUGUGUGUAAUUGCUGCAUUUAGAACUGUCACUUAACUAAAUUGCCACAUAUUAUGGCAUGCAUAUUUUAUAUCUGGCACCAUUUUAAUUUCAUAUAUAUGGCAUCCAUGAGCUAUAUCAUCUCACACUCAGUCUGAUUAGUGUACUUGACAAGAAAUGCACACAUUGUCUAUUGUAGAACUCACUUCGACACAGUAAUGAGGAUGUACUUGAGGAGGCCACUUUUCCACCGGUUGGGUACACCAUGUACAGGUACUGAUCCAAAUCCAGAACUCACCUUACCCUGGUGAAAUACCAUUUCAGUUUUUUUUUCA
Molecule: messenger RNA, 3381 nt
Organism: Trichomycterus rosablanca
Lineage: Eukaryota; Metazoa; Chordata; Actinopteri; Siluriformes; Trichomycteridae
Gene: large2
Product: LARGE xylosyl- and glucuronyltransferase 2
Exons: 15
Coding region: 140-2380 (746 amino acids)
Biological process (GO): protein O-linked glycosylation via mannose
Cellular component (GO): Golgi apparatus
Molecular function (GO): xylosyltransferase activity; glucuronosyltransferase activity
Source: RefSeq, a predicted model, not a curated record